Messenger RNA from Filobasidium floriforme, 1218 nucleotides. RefSeq lists its product as uncharacterized. The record is from RefSeq and is a predicted model, not a curated record. Lineage: Eukaryota; Fungi; Basidiomycota; Tremellomycetes; Filobasidiales; Filobasidiaceae. The transcript is spliced from 5 exons. Bases 1 to 1218 code for a protein of 405 amino acids.
AUGUCCGGCCUUCCUCCCAACGACGAGAAGAACAAGAAGAGCGGUGGGGAGAAGAGGAAGUCGACGGCGCCCGACGACCUGGGGGGGAAGAAGAGGAGGACGAGGUCCGACGCGAGGAAGGAGAGAGAGGACUCCUCUCUCUCACCGGCUCCGAUGACGGAGAAGGAGAUGGCGGCGGAGGUCGAGCGUCAGGUCGAGGAGAAGGUGAAGGCGGUGUUGGCGGAGACGAGGAAGAGAGAGGCGGCCGAGAAGAGGAAGAAGGAUGCGGCCGAGAAGAAGGCGAGGGUGGAGAAGGAGGAGCAGAGGAUCCGGGACGCGGAGAAGGAGAGGAAGAAGGGGGAGGCCGACGCGAAGGCGAAGGCCCAGCAGGACGAGAUCCGCCGGCGGGUCGAGUUGGAGUUGGCGAGGGAGGAGAAGAAGAAGGAGGUUGGGGAGAAGGAGGAGAAGAAGGAGGACGAGAAGGACGAGCGCGGGCGUUCGUCGAGCAAGGUGGGGGGCGGGGAGACCCUUGAGGGGGUUUCCUCAUACAAGUGGAAGACGGCCGAGCGAAUUCGGCUUUGGAAGAGGGAGCACGCUUCGAGCGUGAUCGAGUUGUUCGGGGACGACCGGUGCGAGCCGUGCCAGGAGAGGCACCGAGUGGCUGUCGUGCCGCCUUCGGAGGCCUUGCAGAGGUUGAACGACGAGUUCAACCGCUGCAUCAUCGGUCCCAAGGGCCGGUGUUCCCGGUGCGAGUGGAACGGAACCGAGGCCAAGAAGUGUAAAUACACUCGACCGGCUCCCGCCACCCCCGCCGACGUCAAGCCCGACCUCCCGCUGGCAGGUCCUUACAGCCGAUUUGGCUCUGGACUUGGCUUCGGGGCCAACUUCGACGUCCCCCCUGCGCCCGCCGGAGGCCUUCGGCCCCUCCCCACCACCCCGAACCGACCUCGACCAGGUCUUACCGGCCUCGGCCUCCCCCUCUCCCCCUCCUCCCCCUCGACCGCCGCCACCACCUCGAGGAUCGCCAACAUCGGCGAUCGACUUACGCGGUUCAACGAGGACCUCGAACGGGCGAUGGAGCGCGCCCAAUGGACGCUCAACCAGCAGGAAGUGGCCCACUACUUCCCGUCGGUCUACGAGCUCGUCCAGUGGUUCAUCCGCGCCGCCAACGAGGUCACCGAGGCCGGCCAGGACUUGGGGAGGUUGGCCAACCCCCGCCCGGACUUCUCUCGACGUUGA